Messenger RNA from Cloeon dipterum, 2143 nucleotides. Its product is annotated as trypsin delta-like. Gene Ontology annotation, biological process: proteolysis. Gene Ontology annotation, molecular function: serine-type endopeptidase activity. The transcript is spliced from 9 exons. The record is from RefSeq and is a predicted model, not a curated record. Lineage: Eukaryota; Metazoa; Arthropoda; Insecta; Ephemeroptera; Baetidae. The coding region runs from base 1325 to 2095 and encodes 256 amino acids.
AGCGCUCUGUUAUCUUAAAAUUUCUUUCAGCGAGAAUCAAACUGGCACCAAAAGUCAACCAGGAUGGCCAUCAAGGCGACGUAUCUGUUGCUUCUUUUCUCUGUUUGCAGCAUUUUGGACCACAUUGAAGGAAUUGCGUACGUCAUAUCUGGCCACGAAGCCCUACCUGGUGAGUUUCCUUGGCAGGUUUUGGUCAACGAAGCUGAUUUACAAUAUACGAAUUACUACAAAUGUGGAGGCGUCAUAAUUUCCAAAAACUGGAUUCUGUCUACAGCGUCUUGCCUCCAGAGCUUUCAUUCAUUUCGUGAUGGGAGAUCGUGGUCGGCAAUGAUUUAUGUUGGAACUCUCGAUAAAUCUAGACCCGCAAUUGUUCAUCAAUCCAGCAAAGUGAUUUAUCAUCCCAACUAUAACAAGAUAACCCAUUUCAAUGAUAUUGCUCUCAUAAAGACCAAACACGAAAUUAAAUUCAAUCCACGCGUAAGCGCAAUCCCUUUGGCUCAAGAUCCGAUAUCGUCUUUUGUAUCUGGUGACAUGGCAGGAUGGGGCUACGAAUACUACCAGUCUGGAAACUAUGCUAAUAAAUUAAGGAUCACCAGCUUGAACAUCAUAAGCAGGGACGACUGUCGUGCUCUGCUAGAAACAGAAAAAACCUCUCUGGGUGCAGAUCAGUUUUGUGCCGCGGAAAGUGGUGCUGCAGCUUGCAAAGGAGACGAAGGAGGCGCUUUUGUGACGCAAUAUAGUGUGCUCUCUGGUCUCAUUCACCAAAAUUUCUGCACUUUGAACGACCUCCCCACGGUCUUUGUCGACGUUUAUCACCACCGCGAAUGGAUCUACAAUAUCACCGGCCCUAUAUAAAAUUUAUCAUGUGCUUGAGUGGUUUAAUAUAUAACCAAGUUUAGUUGGAUAUUAGAAAGAAAAAUAUUGCUUACAGUCAAAUUGAGUGUAGUGUGGUUUUCUACAUCCUGCACAAUGGGAAAUAUUGAAUCUACGAAGGAAUUUGAUAUUUAAUUCAUUUUGGGAAUGAUUAACGCUCGUAUCGGAAUAUUUCACAUAAGCUAGCAGGGUAAAAUGUAUGCACUAAUUUUUAAAUUAUUUAAAAUUCUAUAUGAAACAUUCAAAGUAUUUAAUUUAGUGGGGGUUUCUAAUGAAAUAGCUUAAAUAGCAAUUUAAAAAAAAAAUUGCCCAGCCUUGUCACAAGGUCAAAUUAUAAACGAAAUUUGCACAAAAAAAUACACCUUUGACACUGUUAUCUUGAAAAAAACAAUUUUUUGCUCUGCGAGAGCGCUGAGCGCCGUCCGCAAACUGGCACCAACACUCGGUCAAGAUGGUCCUCCAAGCGGCUUGUCUGGUGCUCAUUCUUUUCUCUGCUUGCAACAUUUGGGGAUACACCGAGGGCAUUGCGUACAUAAACGCCGGCCACGAGGCUCAGUCCGGAGAGUUUCCUUGGCAGGUGUCUGUGCUUGGCAGAAACUCAGUUGGUAGCGAAUUUCGGUGUGGAGGCGUAAUCAUUUCUAAAAACUGGAUUCUCUCAACGGCAUCGUGCGUAAAGAGUUUGUUUGAGUAUCCUGCGUUGAUUCUGGCUGGAUCGCUCAACUUGGCUAAACCUGGCAUCGUUUACGAAUCCAACAGAGUGAUUUCCCAUGGAGAUCACGAGGAUCACCGUUCCAGAGACGUAGCUCUCAUUAAGACCAAACACGAGAUCAAAUUCCACUUGCUCGCAAGUCCGAUAACACUGGCUGAAGCACCGAUAUCAAACUACUUUUCCGGCGAAAUGGCUGGAUGGGGCGCUGAACACUAUAAAUCAACCAAAAAAUACACCGAGCGGUUAAGGGUGACAAACAUGAAUAUCAUCAGUACGGAUGCGUGUCGUGCGUUGCUUGCGAUGGAAGACGAGAAACUCGGCGAAGGCCAGUUUUGCGCCACGGCAAUCGGCGCCGCAGCUUGCAAGGGAGACGAGGGAGGCGCUUUUGUCACGCAAAACAACGUGCUUUCCGGACUGAUCGACCGACAUUUCUGCACUUUGAACGACCUCCCUACCGUGUUCAUCGACGUCUAUUAUCACCGCGACUGGAUCCGCAACAUCACUGGAAUUUAAUCCAAUCCUCAUUUCUUUUAUUUAUAGAAUAAAAAUAUGUCGACAGUG